Messenger RNA from Rubroshorea leprosula, 1846 nucleotides. Lineage: Eukaryota; Viridiplantae; Streptophyta; Magnoliopsida; Malvales; Dipterocarpaceae. The record is from the annotation of a GenBank genome assembly.
AUAUCAGAAGUUUACACAUGUCUUCUUCCACAGAUUCUUAGAUUAUAUCAAUCCAUUCGGAUUCAUAUCUUACUCUAUUUUCCCAACAAAUUUCCAAAAACCCACAUAACUCGUUCCAGUUUUAGGAAUCCCCGACACAUUUUCAUCGGCACUUGCUGCACCUUGCCCCUUCUCUUCUUUUACCCUUUUCUAGCAAAACAAAAGAAGGACAGUAACAGCCAUGGAAGAAGUGAGAUUGAACAGAUGGGGUUAUGAAGUCAGAACCGCUUCUGAUUCUUGCAUCUCUGCCAUCAAUGCUUAUUGUCAGCAGGUGCUUAGUUAUGGGAGGGAGAGGAGUGUGAUAAUGGAAGCUCCGGUUCAUGAUAAAGACUGCGUCUUGGCCAACAUUUUGGCUGCCCACUUUCUCUCCUCUGGCAACGCUACUAAAGCUCUUCCAUAUCUAGUAGCUGCCAAGUCUAGACUGGACCAAGCCACCUCGUAUGAGAAAGCAGUUUUUGAUUCCAUAAAUUGUUUAAUUUCUGAGAAUAGAGACGAUGAUGUUGCGCUGGAAUUACACUCCAAGCUUCUAAAAGAUUUUCCGAGAGAUCUUGCUUCAUUGAAGAGGGCCCAAAUCUUGUGCUUCUAUAUGGGCAGACCUGACCUAUCUUUGGUUCUGGUCCAACAGGUACUACCAGAAAAUCAACAAGAAAAUUAUGUAUAUGGCAUGCUAGCAUUUCCAUUAUUAGAGCUAGGUCGAAUGUCAGAGGCAGAGGAAGCUGCAAGAAAGGGAUUUGAGAUCAACAAGCAAGACUGUUGGACACAACAUGAUCUUUGCCAUGUUCUUCAGUAUGAAUGCCAUUUCAAAGAAGCAGUACAGUUCAUGGAAGAAUGCUCGUCUUCAUGGACUUUGUGUUCAUCAUUCAUGUUAACGCACAAUUGGUGGCAUGUGGCUCUUUGUUACUUGGAAGGUCAUGCUCCAAUUGAAAAGAUUGUAGAGAUUUAUGAAAAUCGCAUAUGGAAGGAGUUGGAAAGAAGUGACUCUCAUGCAGAGGUAUACCUGAAUGCUCUGGGUUUGAUGUUGCGGGUGCAUGUACGAGGAAAAAGUGAUGUCUUUAAUGAUCAUUUGAAAACUUUAGUAGCAUGUUUAACAGAUCAAGCCUACUGGUAUUUAGAAUGGCACCUUGAUUUGUUGACUUUAUGGGCCUUAGCUUUUACUGGAGAACUCUCUGAAGCAGAAGAUUUACUAAAGGGCUUGCAAUUCAGAAUUUCAAAGAUGAGCAAGAAGAAGCAAGAGUUAAUGCAAAGAGGAAUUCUGCUUGCAGAAGUCUUGUAUCAGUAUGGACGGGGCAACGACAAACAAGCUUUGGAAUUGCUCGGUCCUGAUUUUGAUGCUAAUGAUUACAGGAUGAUUGGAGCAUCAGAUGAACAGCUUGAUGUGUUCAACGAAGUCUGGUAUACCAUGUUACUGAAUACCGGGGAAAUUACCAAGGCAAUUGAAGUAAUCAAGAAACGAAUCAAGAAAAGGGAAGGGGUUCCAUUCUCAUGGCGCGUACUGGAGAAAGCAUAUACCAUGAGCAACCAGCAAGAGGCGUCAGUUGCUGCCGGAGAAAAGGCCAGGACAUUAGAAGCUACUUAUUUCAAACAAACGGUAUGAUGCAUGAACACAAGAAGACAUGCCCCUUUUUCUAUCCUAACUCAAUCUAGCUCCGUAAGAGGCGAAUACUCGUUCACCUUUUAUUGUACCAUAUACAUAAAAACAGGAGGAUUUGAACCUGAAAACUCUCAAAGUUUCUGUUGUAUCAUGUAUGUUACAGCUUGGAAGAAUUCAAUCUGUGCUGUUCUUAAAUAAGAAAAUUGUUUUCUUUUU